GCCCAAGUGGUCCAAACUCCAAAUGCAGGUGAGGUGGAUUUCCUCACAGGACUUUGAUCGAACACCUAUCAAUCACUAACCAAACGUGCCAACCCAACCACUCACCACGUGGCCUCACCUCCCGAGUUCUGGCUUCUCAAUUCAGCUGAUCAUCACUUCUUCUUCAUCUUCAUCUUCAUCUUCUUCACUCCCCAAAUCAAUCAAUCAAACAGUGACUAACUAUGAAUCGAUUAGCAUUUCCCAAAUCCUUUACGCAACGAUGCAGAGCCAUACACCAAACAACUUCCAAACACAGUCCACAAACCCAGCUCCAUAGUGCUGGACCCGUCGCCUCUCUCCUCAAGUCCCGCUCCGUUAUACGAUUCCGAGGACCUGACACCAUCAAGUUCCUUCAGGGCCUCUUGACCAACGAUGUACGGAGGUUUGCUGAACCCGUUGGUGAGAAAACCGCCAAUAUGCCUACACCCAACGUGCCUGCUGCGUCGGUUCCUCCUUUGUAUGCUGCGUUGUUGACCCCUCAAGGGAGGUUCCUCUACGACCUCUUUCUCUAUAACCCGCCCAAAGUCACCGCCAAGCUUGAUAGAACCGGGUCUGGGCCUGGCUCCGACGCCGCCGAUGAACCCUUUGAUUUGUAUGCCGAUGUAGAUUCUUCUGUGUUGGAUGAGUGUUUGGAAACCUUCAUAAAAUACCGGUUGAGGUCAAAGGUUGAGAUUGAUGAUGUCACAAACGAUUUCUCAUGCUGGCAGCGUUAUGGUUCUGGCCCUACUGAGAAGUCCUCACACGUAGAAGAACCAGAGGCAGCUUCUGUUGGCUGGGGUGCUGGUGUGGAUGAUGCUGCAAUGUCAUCAUCACGUGGGGGUAAUCUUGGGUGGCAAUGGUUUAAGGAUCCCAGAUUGGCCUGUCUUGGUUUCAGAGGGAUAUUCCCAUCAAAUAUAAUUCCACCUCUAAUUGAGGCUGACAAAGAGACUGAUGAAGAGAAUUACCUUUUAUGGAGAAUAGAGAAGGGAGUAGCAGAAGGAUCAACUGAGAUUCCAAAAGGUGAGGCAGUGCCGCUUGAGUGUAAUCUUGUAGGCCUUAAUGCAAUCAGCUUUGACAAAGGUUGCUAUGUGGGCCAGGAACUCGUUGCUCGUACACACCACAGAGGAGUGAUUCGGAAGCGUAUAGUUCCUCUAAGGUUUCUUGACAGUGAUGGGAAAGAAUUAUUAGACAAAGUCGCUCCAGGCUCAGAAGUAAUAAACACAGCAUCUAGCAAAAAAGCUGGUACAGUGACUACUGCCCUAGGAGGUUGUGGGUUGGGGCUCUUGCGGCUGGAGGAAGCUUUCAAGGGGUCCAGUGCCUUGUCCAUUCAAGGACAAGAGGAUGUGAAGGUUGUUGCUAGUAAACCAGAUUGGUGGCCUUCUGAUUGGCUUCAAGAUCAUCAACAGCACACUGCUUUUGCCUAGGAUGUUCAAUGUCUUCAAAAGGUCAGUAUUGUAAAUGUGGAGUUAAUGUAAUCAUUAUGCUUCCACCGGGUGAAAAUACCCGGUGAAAAGGAAACUGGAAGAUGGCAGUUUUGGAUUUUCUUGCGGAAUAAGUUUCAUUGUGAUAGAAUAGCAGUUUGUCAUUUUUCCUUAGGAACCUUCUUGUAAACCAAUUUUGCGUUUGGCAACUUAGAAAGGAAUAAGAUAUUACAAUAUCUUUGUACCUGUGCAAAACUAUCAUUUUGUCAACUGUUUCAGCAUAUGUAGUUGGAAGUUGUAACUAGUAGUACAUUUGUGGCAUUAUGUGACUUUAAUUCUGUAGCACCUUUCAUGCAAAUAUAUUAACUUUCAGCAGUA
This is a messenger RNA of Lotus japonicus, 1817 nucleotides long. Its product is annotated as putative transferase At4g12130, mitochondrial. The transcript is spliced from 5 exons. Gene Ontology annotation, cellular component: mitochondrial matrix. Lineage: Eukaryota; Viridiplantae; Streptophyta; Magnoliopsida; Fabales; Fabaceae. The record is from RefSeq and is a predicted model, not a curated record. Bases 222 to 1442 code for a protein of 406 amino acids. Gene Ontology annotation, molecular function: protein binding.